AUGAGAAAAAAAAAAUGUGGAACUUGGAAUCUCAGAAGAAGCCGAAAGUGUGAGAGCCUUUCUCAGAUGAUGGCCUUGCAUCUCUUCCCCGCUUCUCUUCACUCAAUCUCGAACCCUUCUUCUUCUUCAUCAUCAUCUCGAUCAAAACAGAGACACCUCCUUCUCCAGCUCUCUCCUCCUCGCCUCCGUUCUGACCGUAGCCAAAGCGGUGUCACCGAAAACGACAACGAUCCUUCUUCCUCCGGUUCUUCAUCAUCAUCAGUACGCACACAGUUAGAUCUUCUCGAACAGCUUACUUCCACAAGCGACGGUUACUUGAGUGAUGGUGGUGGUAGCUUCAGGGGUUCCACUGUUCGUGAACAAUUGGCUGGGCUUGUUGGUGACAGGGAUGAUGAUUUCACCAUCCCCUUGGGGAAGAACUUGAAGAAAGUGAGUCCUAAGUUCUUAACCACUUCUCAGAAAAGGAACAUCAAGAGGCAAAGCUACCUUAACGAGGUCUCUCAGAGGAAUGACUCUGUUUUCUUUGCUACUAUCGGCGCCUUUGUUAUCCUUCCACCUUUGUUGAUCCUCGCGAUUGCUAUAUUAACUGGCUAUGUUCAACUCUUUCCUUAAGUAUGUAUACAAACAAUGAACAUAAUCCUUUCUUUCAAGUCUUGGUUCUAUAUAUGUGUUACUUGUUA
Molecule: messenger RNA, 680 nt
Organism: Brassica napus (rape)
Lineage: Eukaryota; Viridiplantae; Streptophyta; Magnoliopsida; Brassicales; Brassicaceae
Exons: 3
Coding region: 1-612 (203 amino acids)
Cellular component (GO): chloroplast
Source: RefSeq, a predicted model, not a curated record